CGCGCACCUCGACACGACGCCAUCUUUGAACGAAAUAUUUGUUUGAUAAAUAUUAUCCUUAUUUUAAUGUUUUGCUGUGUUUAGGGUAAAAUCCGUCAUUAGCGACAACUGCAAAAUCGGCCAUGAGUGACGUAGAAGAUCGAUCGUUGAAUGGAGACCGAUCAAGAAGCAGAUCUAGGUCAAGAUCUUAUAAAUCCCAAAGCAGAAGUAGAUCUAAGUCACGUACACGCUAUGCCUCAGACAGUAGAUCAAGGUCCAGGAGUCGUUCAAGAUCAGGCAGCACAAGACGUAGAAGAUCUUCCAGACACUCCCGGAGCAGAAGUCGCAGCCAUAGAGGUCGAGAAAGGAGCAGGUCUCCAAUGUCCAGUAGGCGUAGACACCUUGGAAAUCGAGACCGUCCUCAAACCAGCAACUGCGUUGGUGUAUUUGGUCUGAGUCUGACCACACAAGAGAGGGAUUUAAAAGAUGUUUUCUCUAAGUAUGGUGACAUUGAAAACUUACAGAUUGUCUAUGAUCACAAGACUGGCAGAUCACGUGGGUUUGCAUUUAUUUACUAUCGCAAAGAAGAAGAUGCCAUUGAGGCCAAAGAACGUGCACCAGGGAUGGACAUAGAUGGUAGGCCAAUUCGCGUUGACUAUUCAAUAACAGAGCGGGCGCACACCCCUACACCAGGAGUCUACUUAGGCAAGUCAAGUAGACCUAGUCGUAGAGAUGAAAGAGAUCGCGAUUACGACAGAUAUGAGAGGCGUGAUCGAGGAUAUAGUAGCAGAAGCAGCUAUUAUGAUCGUGGAUAUGAUCGUGAUCGAGAUCGAGGGUACUACAGCAGGAGGAGGUCUCCCUCACCUUAUUACAGAAGAAGAUCGCCAUCACCUUACUACAGGAGAAGGUCCCCAUCACCAUAUCAUAGACGAUCCAGGUCACGUUCAUGGUCCCCACGCAGAUAUCGUUAGAGACUUGGCUAAGCCUCCGGUGACAUCUAUUAUAAGGACAUAUAACUAUAAGUGUGUAGCACUGAUCAACCACUGAGCAAAAAAACAAUUUAUUUCCAAGUUCUUUAUGAGAGCUUGAGUUUGACACAGUAUUUUAUUCAAUAUGUUUUUUUUACUGAACUUUGAUUGAAGUGUUAACGCUGAAUUUACAGAACCUCUCUCUAAUAGAGGUGUGUUUGAAAUGGAAGAUUAUAUAGCUUCAACUAAUAAUUUGAUGGAGAACAGAAUGAGCACUGACUGAAUCAGUGAGAACCACUAAUGAUCACAGCUCAGUUAAUGUUCCUUUGAUUGCCUUUUUUCAUUUUUUCAUUUAGGAUGAAGUACUAAAAAGCUAAAGACUUUCCAAUUCCUUUUGUAUUAGAACUAGCCAAUUUUAUCGCUGGCACAUCAUUGAAAGAUAACAAAUGUGAAUUAUAAUUUUAUAUUUCACAUCUGUAAAAUGAUUUCUGGAAAGUGCUUCAGAUCAACAAACCUUCGCAGUGCCCAGAAGUGAAAUGUCAAAAUUGUCCGUCUACAUAAUGAAUACAGCUUAGGGCAAAAUAUGAUUAGGAAUUCAGUGAUCUCCCCAGGAUUUUUG
Messenger RNA from Owenia fusiformis, 1566 nucleotides. The record is from the annotation of a GenBank genome assembly. NCBI's taxonomy places the organism in Eukaryota, Metazoa, Annelida, Polychaeta, Sabellida, Oweniidae.